AUGCGUCGUUUUAAUCCUCAGUGGUUUAGUGAAUAUUCUAAUUGGUUGGAGUAUAGUGAAAGUAAAGAUGCAGUCUUUUGUUUGAAUUGCUAUCUAUUUGCAGACGAUAAUAUUCAUCAAGGAGGGGGUGAUGCAAGAAAGAAUUGUGAAGAUCUAGUGCGACAAGAACAAUCUAUUCAAUCUGCACUUGUGAGGCAAGAUUCUCAAUUUAAGCAUGAGUAUCGGCUCCACUUAACUGCUUCAAUUGAUGUUGUAAGGCUUCUUUUGAAUCAAGGAUUGGCAUUUCGGGGUCAUGAUGAAUCUAAAUCAUCACUUAGCAGAGGUAAUUUUCUUGAAAUUCUUUCAUGGUAUUCUGAAAGGUGUGAUAACAUUAAAGAUUUUGUAUUGAAACAUGCUCCACAAAAUGAUCUGAUGACUUCUCCAAUGAUUCAAAAAGAAAUUGUGACUGCAUGCAAAAUUGAAACAAUUAAGGCUAUCAUAGAAGAAUUAAAUGGUGAUUACUUUGCCUUGUUGGUUGAUGAAUAUUUUGAUGUGUCGCGCAAGGAGCAAAUGGCCGUUGUUUUACGAUAUGUUGAUAGAAUGGGAUUUGUGAUGGAGCGACUUAUUGACAUUAUUCAUGUUCAAGAUACUUGUGCAUCAUCUCUAAAAGAAGCAAUUGUUAAUUUACUUACUCAACAUUCCUUGAGUCUUUUUUAUGUACGUGGACAAUGUUAUAAUGGGGCAAGUAAUAUGCAAGGUAGAAUCAAUGGCCUUAAAAUGUUGAUUAGGCAAGAAAGUAGAUCAGCUAAUUUUGUUCAUUGCUUUGCUCAUCAACUUCAACUAAGUCUUGUUGCGGUUUCUAAAAAGUGUGUUGAAGUGGGGGAGCUUGUACUAUUGGUUUCGAGUAUUUUGAAUAUGUUGGGAGCUUCUUUUAAACGCAUGGAUGAAUAUCGAGAAUCUCAAAAGAAAAGAGUUCAAGAGUCAUUAGAUAUGGGUGAACUUGAAACUGGUAGAGGCUUGCAUCAAGAAUUUGGUCUUACUAGAGCUUGUGAUACUCGUUGGGGAUCCCACUACAAAUCUUUUAGUAACUUUAUUCUUAUGUUUGGUUCAAUUGUUGAUGUACUUGAUGAUAUUGUUGUUGAUUCACAUUGCCCAGAUGAAAUGACCAAGGCAAUGGGAUUUCUCAGAGCAUGUCAAACAUUUGAUGUUGCAUUCAUAUUGCAUUUGAUGAGAGAUAUUUUAGCAAUCACAGAUGAGCUUAACAAAUGCUUACAGAAAAAGGAGCAAGAUAUCGCAAAUGCCAUGCUACUUGUUCAAGUAGCAAAGAAAAGGUUGCAAAAGUUAAGGGAGGAAGAAUGGGGUUCGCUUAUUGAUAAAGUAUCUAAAUUUUGUAUCAAGUAUCAAAUUUUGAUACCUAAUUUAGAUGAGCCGUACUUUACCUCUUUGAGAUCACGGCGUAAACUUGCUGGUUGUACUGUCUCACACCAUUAUUACGUUGAAGUGUUUUGCAAAGUUAUUGAUUGGCAAAUUCAAGAGCUUUCUUAUCGUUUUGACGAAGUAACGACUGAUUUGCUUCAUGGAAUUGCUUGUUUAAAUCCAAUUGACUCAUUUUCUAGUUUUGAUCUCAGGAAAAUAAUGAGAAUGGCUGAACAUUAUCCUAAUGACUUUGAUGAAUUUAGUAUGGGGGCUCUUGAGAAUCAACUUGCGAGUUACAUUAUUGAUGUUCGUGAUCUUGAUGAAAGGUUCUCCGAUCUAAAAGGACUUUGUGAUCUUUCAAAAAGAUUAGUUCAAACAAAGAAGCAUUCAAACUAUCCUCUUGUAUUCCGCUUCGUGAAACUUGCCUUGCUUUUGCUAGUUGCCACUGCAUCCGUUGAAAGAACUUUUUCGGCAAUGAAGUUUAUCAACAAUGACUUGCGGAGUCGAAUGAAUGAGAGUUAUUUUAGUGGUUGCUUGGUGCCUUAUGUAGAAAAAGAUGUGUUUAAUAGGAUUUCUAAUGAUGUUAUUAUAAAAACAUUUCAAGGAAUGAAACCUCGUCGUGUACAGUUGUAG
Messenger RNA from Lycium barbarum (goji berry), 2028 nucleotides. RefSeq lists its product as uncharacterized. Gene Ontology annotation, molecular function: protein dimerization activity. The transcript is spliced from 2 exons. Lineage: Eukaryota; Viridiplantae; Streptophyta; Magnoliopsida; Solanales; Solanaceae. The coding region runs from base 1 to 2028 and encodes 675 amino acids. The record is from RefSeq and is a predicted model, not a curated record.